AACGUGAAGAACAUUGCUUUAUUGUAUGCUGACUACUUAUGUGCAGCUGAAUUUGAACGUUUAUCUAAGAACCGUGGCAGUCCGUCACUUUGGUCCGGGUUUAUUUACAGUAGCGAUAGACUAAAAACCUAUGCAUUGCGUUUAUUUUGAUUAAAAGUAUUUUUUAUUGUACAUGCCAAUAAUUACACGAAAAAUCUCGUUCACUUUUGAUGUGUGGCAUCUCACAUUGUACAUGAGGUGCCGAGUUCCCCAGGGGUCCGUGUGUUAGCAUCUGUAUAAUUGCUGAAUGGAUCCUUCUGAGUGAUCACGUGGGGCCUGUAGCGUCAUGAGGGAGAUGAGAAUCUUGCACAAAACUUAAUCAUAACACCGUUGAUGCAGACCAAGGCUGUGAAGUCACUGGCUUGUCAGUUGAGAGAGAAGGAACAGAGGCGGGCGAUGCACCUCUUCAAACAGAGUUUGUGGAUGUUCAAGGGUGCUGCAAAGCAAUCAAACAAGAGCAGGAGGAUACUGCAUGCAUCCAAAUGCAGUUUGGCUUUGUGGAUGUUAAACGUGUCAAACUGGAGAUAGAGUAUCCUGAUGAAGAAGUUAUAGUGCCAGAUCUUAAAGAUUGCACUGAUUUGGGUGAUGCUGGGUCAGGCAAGGAAGUCUCAGCUGAAAAUGAACGCCCAUAUCCAUGCCCAAAGUGUGACAAGACAUUCAAGAAGCUGGACAACUUGAGAAAGCACUCUCGCACCCACACAGGGGAGAGACCCCAUGCUUGUCCUGAGUGUGACAAACGUUUUGCACAGAUUGGCACACUCAAGAAGCACCUGCUGAUCCAUACGGGAGAGAGACCUCAUGAAUGUUCUGUCUGUGGUAAGUGCUUCACGCAGCGUGGCACCCUGCAGAAGCACAUGCUAAUUCACACAGGAGAACGUCCACAUGAAUGUCCAACAUGCCUGAAGCGCUUCACAGAAGUUGGAGCACUCAUGCGGCACAGCGUGACACACACAGGGGAGCGUGCAUACCGCUGCCAGACCUGUGACAAGACAUUCAGACAAUUGGGUGCUCUUCGGAACCAUUACCGAGUUCACGCACAGGGCCGAUCCUACAUCUGCCAGGACUGUGGGAAGGCCUUCAAGGAACCCAGUGCACUGGAAAAGCACACUGUGGUGCACUUGGGGCUGCACCCAUAUGCCUGUGACUUGUGUGAUAGGAGGUUUGCGCAGCCAAAUACUUUGAAAGAGCAUGCCCGUAUCCAUAUGGGACAUGUUUGUCAGGAGUGUGGGAAACGUUUCACCCAACUGGGUGCCCUCCAGGAGCAUGCUCUCAUCCACAGUGGAGUAAGAUCACAUGAGUGUCAGGACUGUGGAAAGAGAUUCAUGCAACUGGGGCACCUCAAAAAGCAUGCUCAUGUCCAUGAAAAGUUCCGCACUGCUCAUAUGCAACCCAUUGUUUAGGGGUGGACUGGUGAUUUGGCAUGAUGUGGCCUAAUUAUCACAGCAACUUGUCAGAAUACAGUAGACUCCCGAUUGUCUGGGGUGGUUGGGAAAUGAAUGUCUCCAGAUAAUCAGUGAGAGGAAUAUGUGACUGACUUGUGAAGUUGGGUUUAAUAAAGCAACACACACAUUUAUAAGCUGGUUUUACUGGAAUGCUGUUUGUAGAAAUGUAAGUGUGGUUUCUGAGAAGCUCCUGCAUCUUUUUCAGGUUUCCAAGUACAUAUUCAAGCAUGAAAUAAAACUCCCCUUGUUUUUUA
This is a messenger RNA of Cryptotermes secundus, 1735 nucleotides long. Its product is annotated as zinc finger protein 525. Gene Ontology annotation, molecular function: DNA-binding transcription factor activity, RNA polymerase II-specific; RNA polymerase II cis-regulatory region sequence-specific DNA binding. Gene Ontology annotation, biological process: regulation of DNA-templated transcription. The record is from RefSeq and is a predicted model, not a curated record. The transcript has 4 exons. Lineage: Eukaryota; Metazoa; Arthropoda; Insecta; Blattodea; Kalotermitidae. The coding region runs from base 522 to 1439 and encodes 305 amino acids.